Messenger RNA from Aspergillus alliaceus, 2662 nucleotides. Its product is annotated as glycoside hydrolase family 92 protein. The record is from RefSeq and is a predicted model, not a curated record. Lineage: Eukaryota; Fungi; Ascomycota; Eurotiomycetes; Eurotiales; Aspergillaceae. Gene Ontology annotation, cellular component: cytosol; nucleus. Gene Ontology annotation, biological process: protein deglycosylation; protein quality control for misfolded or incompletely synthesized proteins; carbohydrate metabolic process. Bases 221 to 2605 code for a protein of 794 amino acids. The transcript has 7 exons. Gene Ontology annotation, molecular function: peptide-N4-(N-acetyl-beta-glucosaminyl)asparagine amidase activity; carbohydrate binding.
CUUGCAGAUUCCCAGAGUAUGGAUAGAUGGAAUUUCUGCAGGGGUUCAUUCCCCCCUUGGUGGGCAUGCAUAAAGUACCUUCUCCCCAGCAUGCCAGGAAGGAACAUUCUUGAUCGUCCAUGGCCCCCCCUGUCAUCGAUCGAUUGUCUCACGCUCUUCUCCUGUCAUGCUCCUAUGCAUUGUGAAUUGACAAAAAAAUUGUCGAAAAUUCUCGUUAUCAAUGGCUUCAUCGGUCCUUUGGUCGUUCUUAAUCGCGACUCCCGUCCUGGGCUACGCUAACCCUCGCGCCCCUGCAAUCCCUGAAGAGUACGACGUACUUCAAUAUGUUGACCCACUUAUUGGGAGUGCCAACGGAGGGAACGUCUUUGCUGGCGCGACACUUCCCUAUGGGAUGGCGAAAGCUGUAGCCGAUACAGACUCUGUGAACAAUCAGGGAGGCUUCGCGUAUGAUGGUAGUAAUAUCACUGGGUUCUCCAGUCUGCAUGAUUCGGGCACUGGAGGUCAACCUUCACUGGGGAACUUCCCCCUUUUCCCAUACGUGAGUUGCAAAGAUGACGACGUCAAUGGCUGCGUGUAUCCCAAGAAGCAGCGUAAGACGCGAUAUGAUCCCGGAUCUGUCAUCGCCAGCCCGGGUUACUUUGCAUUGACCAUGGCUUCGGGUAUCCGAGUAGAUAUGACUGUGUCCCACCAUACGUCUCUCUUUCGUUUUCGUUUCCCAGCAGAUCGCGAAUUGAACCCCCUUAUCCUAUUGGAUCUUAGUGACUUGUCGGACACGCGACAGGACAAUGGGACUAUUGCUGUAGAUGCUGACUCGGGGCGGAUGGUUGGCCAUGCUCGUUUUUUACCCAGCUUUGGGAGUGGAUCUUACACUCCAUACUUCUGCGUUGACUUUCGCAGUGUCUCCGGUAUCAGAGAUAACGGCGUUUUUGUUAAUUCACGAGCAAGUACAGACGUGAAGGGCCUCACGGUCUCCAGAAGCAUCAACGGAUAUCCUUUACCGGGGGGCGCUUUUAUUCGAUUUCAAUCACCUAGUGACAACAUGGUACUAGCCCGAGUAGGUCUCAGCUUCAUCAGUAGUCAGCAAGCAUGUAGUAACGCCGAGGCGGAAAUACCCAACUUUGACUUCGAUGUGACGCACUCCGCCGCGGUAGAUUCAUGGACGAAGAAACUCGCCCCUAUCCGAGUGUCAAGAAAUGGUGUCAACUCUUCUUUUCUGUCCACAUUUUAUAGUGGAAUCUACCGUACUAUGAUCAAUCCGCAGGACUAUACUGGAGAAAACCCACUUUGGAAGAGCACAGAGCCGUAUUUCGACUCUUUCUACUGUCUCUGGGAUUCAUUCCGGUCUCAACUGCCUUUCCUGACCAUCUUUGAUCCCACAUCACUAAGCCGGAUGAUCCGAUCGUUAAUCGAUACCCAACGACAUUUAGGCUGGCUUCCAGACUGCCGCAUGUCGCUCUGCAAAGGUUACACUCAAGGUGGCUCUAAUGCGGACAUUGUCCUUGCCGAUGCAUACCUCAAGGGCAUCACUGAUGGCAUUGAUUGGCAUGCGGGCUACUCUGCUGUGCAGAAGAAUGCUGAAGAAGAACCGUAUGACUGGUCAAAUGAAGGGCGCGGUGGGCUGGACAGUUGGAAGUCACUGAACUAUAUUCCGGUAGAGGAUUUUGACUACAAGGGCUUCGGAACGAUGACCCGGAGCAUUUCCCGCACGCUUGAAUACUCUUAUAAUGACUUCACUAUUGCACAAAUGGCCCGUGGCCUCGGAAAACAGGGUGACGCUGAGAAAUACGAGGUCACUUCUCAAUUCUGGCAGAAUUUAUUUCGAGACGACCAGACCUCCUUUGUAAACGGAACUGAUACCGGAUUCAAGGGUUUCUUCCAACCCAAGUACUUGAAUGGCACCUGGGGAUAUCAGGAUCCAAUUACAUGUUCCAACAUCGACACCAGUGGGAGAGCUUGCUCCUUACAAAACAAUGCCGCCGAAACGUUCGAAGACAGUGUAUGGGAAUACCAAUUUUUCGUCCCUCAUGACAUGGCCGCUCUUAUCACUCGUCUUGGAGGCCGAUCUGAAUUCACCCAUCGUCUUGACUACCUCCACGACACAGGCAUUACAUACAUUGGCAACGAGCCCUCUUUCCUGACCGUCUUCCAAUAUCACUACGCCGGCCAUCCCGGCAAGUCCACCUCCCGCGCCCACUUCUACAUCCCCAAGUACUUCGAUGCGAACCCCGCCGGUCUCCCAGGCAAUGAUGACUCGGGUGCCAUGGGCUCCUUUGUCGCAAUGACGAUGAUGGGCCUCUUCCCGAACCCUGGACAGAACGUGUACCUCAUCUCGGCUCCCUUCUUCGAGUCUGUUCGCAUCACCUCACCGCUGACGGGACGGAACGCCACGAUCCGAGCGGUUAACUUCGACGGCAAAUACGAGAAUAUCUAUAUUCAAUCCGCGACGCUGGAUGGAAGGCCUUAUUUGAAGAACUGGGUGGGUCAUGAUUUUUUCGCCGAGGGACGGGAGUUAGUGCUUGUGUUGGGAAGAAAUGAGAGCCGCUGGGGGACUGGAGACGAGGACUUACCGCCGUCGUUGUCUACGAGGGGUGCUCAUUUUCAGUAGCUUGGAAGUAUGAAUUAGCUUUUAUUUUUUUUUUACCGUUUUACUUGAUUGAGUUAA